Messenger RNA from Danio rerio (zebrafish), 4298 nucleotides. NCBI's taxonomy places the organism in Eukaryota, Metazoa, Chordata, Actinopteri, Cypriniformes, Danionidae. The record is from RefSeq and is a predicted model, not a curated record.
CUGAGGACAGAAAGAACAGCAAUGGGAUUAUGGCUUCAGUGAGGUGGGGCAAAUCCUAACUCUUGAUCUUCAGUUGAGCUGAAACAAAUACAGUUGCUUUUUCUUUCUGUCUUUUUUAGCUUUAUUGCAAACUCUCAAAAUAUAGAAGCAGUGGAAUAUGUUUUCUCCGUUUGUUUGGACACUUCCUUGAGACUUCGAACAGGAUGUGUACAAUUUGACUGUGGAAUCUUCCUUCUGUGGCAUUUUUAAGAGACACAUUACCUUCACGCACAUUGUUUAAGACGUAACUGCAAAAUGGAUCAACCAAGAAGACAUCUGAAAAAACUGAAAAAGAGACGUUCAAGUCUUUUCGCAAGCGCCAAACUCAAUGCCAGCUUUUCACAGAGUAUAGAGGAAGAAGAGAGUGCCUUUCCUUUUUCACAAGACAGCUCUGUGAAACCUUGGACUUCGAUGGAUAACCUCGACACUCCGUCACCUCAGAAGACUGACAGAAGAGAGCAAGAAAAGAGGAAAAGCAGUGAGGUCGAAGCGGCGAAGAUGCCACACCGCCAUUCAACUGUGAUCAAUGUUAAUGUAGGUGGGAAAGUCUUCACGAUUCCCAAACACCUGGCUGUCAGAUACCCUAAAACCAGAAUAGGAAGCUUAGCCCUGUGCAAAGACCCCAUCAAGCAGCUCAAUCUCUGCGAUGACUAUUGCGUGCUCACCAAUGAGUUUUUCUUUGACCGAGAUCCGACUUUCUUCCACUACAUCUUCCACUUUUAUUGUAGCAACGUAUUAUGGGUAAUGGAGAGUCUUUGCCCUGUCAACUUUGAGGAAGAGAUGCAGUUUUGGGGUUUGCAUUUGAGGGACAGCCCUCGAUGUUGCCGGAUUCUCUACGAGGAGAAAAUAGAUGAAAUCAGAGAUCAGCUGAAAGUGAACAGGGAGCUUAUGGCGGAAAUCGAGCCUAGGCACAGCGAGGAGGGUUUCAAGAGUAUGUUUUUAGGUGAUGUUCGUAAGGUGCUAUGGGACCUGAUUGAGAACCCAUACUCCUCGAUGUCCGCUAAGGCCUUUGCUGUGUUCUCAAGCCUUUUUGUGCUCAUCUCCAUAGUGGCAAUGACUCUCAAUACUGUGAGCGAGCUGAAAGAUUAUAAAGUCUAUGGCAGAACCUACAUGGAGUGUGUGGAGAUCACCUCCAUUCUCUUCUUCACCUUUGAGUACUUCCUUCGCCUGCUGACGACAUGCGACAUUAAGCAUUUUCUGAAGAGUGCACUUAAUUUUGUAGACUUAGUGGCGGUCAUGCCCUACUUUAUUCAGCUGGUUUUUGAGGCUUUUGCAGACCAGGAGGAUGUCAGUGUCCAAGAUGACCUGAAAACAAUGGCGAGGGUUAGCAAAGUUAGCAAAAUACUUAAAGUUGUCAAACUCAUGCGGAUCUUUCGCAUCCUGAAACUGGCGAGGCACUCGACGGGCAUGCGAGCGUUUGGCUUCACUCUUCGCCAGUGUUUUGAACAGGUCUGCUGUCUGUUUCUCUUCAUCAUCAUGGGGAUCUUCACCUUCUCCGCCCUCAUGCACUCGGUGGAGCAGGACGUGGCAGGAACGCCGUUUAGCAGCAUACCAGAUGCCUGGUGGUGGGCAGCGGUGAGCAUUUCCACUGUGGGAUAUGGAGACGUGGUGCCCAUUUCCUACUCCGGUCGAGUGGUGGCCUUUGGCUGCAUUUCUUUUGGUAUCAUUUUAAAUGGAAUGCCAAUCUCCAUCCUGUUCAACAAAUUUUCUGACUAUUACGCCAAGCUAAAGGCUCAGGAGUGCACAAACACAAACAUCCAGAGGGGUCUGAACCUCAAGAAAAGACUGCGGAAGAAAUUCGACAACUGCUUCGAGCCUCAAACCGAGGAGUCUGAUGAGGACAGCAGGCAUCACACCGGCCAGUGUCAACACUAACCGUCCAUGUUGGUCAUUCUGCCUUCACUCCCCUCGAACAGUGAGCCCAGGUUCCCAGCCUGCCUUGAAUGAAACAGGGGUUUAACUGAUGGGUGAAAUUCAGGUUAAAGGACAUAAGGCCAUUAGCAUUAGGGUGGCUUACAAACGGCUUGGACAUUUCUGUUCGUUUGUCGAAGUACGUAUGUUAAAUAAUCAUAGGGCCAUUAUAAUGUCUGGAAAAAGGAUAGAAUCUGCAAUUUACUUAAUAAAAAGUACAAAAGCUGAUAUAUAUAUAUAAAGUGCUGGACAACAACAACAAUAAAUAAGUCUUGAUGUUGGAAUGAACGAGUGGUUUGGUUCACAAGUAAUGCAUGCAGUGUUCAAUCCAACUUUUGUAUCACUAUAAAAGGACACGGACGCAUAAACUUCAUCUCCAGAGCUGCUCUAAGAAUCAAUUUAUCUGCAUUUUUACAAUUUUAUCUGCGGGAAACUGUUGUUAUAUCAUGUAGACAUGAAAACUGAACUAUCUUCACAACAAAUUUUUAACUAACUUGAAAACACUGUGACAGAAAUAUAAUCCCAAUUACUAUUGUACUGUGGAAUGUAAAUAAAUAAACAACAGGACAAUUUCAUAAUUUGUCUUGCAUAAAUAAUUUUUUAAUAGAAGAUAAAUGGAAGUAGAAUUUAUAUAAUCAUUUUCAUGAUUUCAAUUGAUUAGACAAUUAGAGUGCUAAAUUGAAUUGAAUCAUUAAAAAUGGUUUCAAUUUUGAAUUUGGAUUCAGUUAGUAAUCUGAUAUCUAAAACUGAAGAAAUAAAUGCCAUUUUCAAUCCUUUUAUUUAACUCUAUACAUCUGAAGUUCCAUCUGACCCACAGGCUAUGAUUUAUUUUCUACAAAGUUUAAAUGUCAUCACAGUUGAUUCAGAUGCCACAAUCCUUGAUGCCCCCUAGACAUUAAUGAAAUAAAUCUGGCAAUUAAAACUGUGUGCUGCAUUAAAGCCCUGAGGCCUGAUGGCUUUACCGUUGAAAUGUUAAAGAAAUUUCAGAAUAAUCUAACCCCCCUACUUUUACCAGUGUAGAUGGAAUCCCUAGAGCAUGGUUACUUACCAGAGACACUCAUAGUUCUCUAAUUCUCCUUUUAAAAAGAAAAAAAAAUCCUAAUAGUCCUAAUAUCCUAAUAAUCCUAAUUGUUCCUAUCAUUCUUUCUCUUUACAAAAUGUAGAUGCCAAGAUAUUGGCCAAAGUAUUAGCCUUUCGUCUUAAAAAUGUACUUCCAAAAAUUGUAUCAGAUGAACAAACGGGCUUUAUCAAAGGCAGACAAUUAUUAUUAUUUUGGACAAAGAGAAGUAUUUUGAACAAUCCGAUUUUUCAGGUCACAUGAUUCAUCAUUGCCAAGUGGUAGAAUUGCGCAGAAUAGAUAAACAAACUAGAAUCCUGAGAUUCUGUUGAAGUUUCUUCCUCAAUUAAUACAAAUAGGAUUUCCGAGGAUCAAAUGAGACUUAUGUGGCCUUCAGAUAUCUUUGGUGUAUUUGGAGUGUUGCUUUUACUGUUUCUGUUCUUGGUGAGGUGCUUUUAGAGACCGUGUCUUUGACUUCAUAAACAUGUUUCCACUUCAGUAAGCACUUUAUCAACCCUUUAGAUCAGUGGUUCUCAAACUUAUUUCACCAAGUACCACCUCAGAAAAAAAGUCUCUCCAAGUACCACCAUAAUGGCAAGCAUUGUGAUACAGUAUAGCAUAGCAGGCCUAAUUAAACAGCUACAGCUCUUCACAGUUUAAAAUGGGGCAGAUUUAUUCCUAUCAUUAAGAAUAUGUAUGAUUGUCAGCCACUUUAAACAUUAUAAGUUUAAAUAUUAACUAUUCUUGCAGACAAAAAAAAAAACUUUUCCAUUUAAAUUAAAAUGUGCUGAUAAAGGUUAAUUACAAGUGGCACUGUUCUUAAAAAGUAAAAAGGAAACUGCUGUAGUUGUAAAGUAUUAAUCUAUUCAUCAAAACCUGGAAAACCUGGUUAAAAGUGUGUUCAUUUUAUUCUUUUAUUAUUCAGUGAUUCUUCCGCGUACCACUAGAAUGAAACCCUUGUACCACUAGUGGUACACGUACCACAGUUUGAGAACCACUGCUUUAGAUGAUCCCAAUCUACAUUUUGAUCAUUUCAGGAUGGCCUGAAGGGUGAUUUCUUUUGUUUUAUCAUUUGUAUUUAUUGUUGUUUAUUAAACUGUAUCUGUAGAAUGGUUAAAAAAUCCUGUUCCUCCAUUUCCCCCUGAAUCCAUCAUACUAUCCUCAUCAUAUUAAACUUAUAUACGGUUCUUUAAAACUUUUACAUAACAUAUCCUCUUUGUUCUGUAUUACAUAACAUGUUCCUGCAACUUGCGUGUAUCAGAAAACUAAUAAAAGAGCUCAUAAGAAGGAA